Messenger RNA from Aaosphaeria arxii CBS 175.79, 1911 nucleotides. Its product is annotated as general substrate transporter. Gene Ontology annotation, cellular component: membrane. The transcript is spliced from 3 exons. The record is from RefSeq and is a predicted model, not a curated record. Gene Ontology annotation, molecular function: carbohydrate:proton symporter activity. Lineage: Eukaryota; Fungi; Ascomycota; Dothideomycetes; Pleosporales. The coding region runs from base 268 to 1911 and encodes 547 amino acids. Gene Ontology annotation, biological process: carbohydrate transport; transmembrane transport.
GGAGUCUCCGGAUUCUCCACAGCUUCUCAGCGCGCAAGCUUCACCAUGUAGGGGACAUUAUGUGUUUAGCAAUCCAAGCGUCUACCCUCCAGAAGUUUUAUCACGUCGUGGAGACGGAUGCCGUAAGCCACAGAAGCUGCCUAGGUGUUAUAAAGACGCCCCCCUGGGUUUUCCCUAUUGCCUGGGUCACAGCCAUCAUUAUCUUGGACUCUCUUGUUUCUCUUGUCCAUUUCUUGUCACUCGAUCUAGUACACCCGGAAGACGACAAUGGCGAGAACAAGCCUAAUCAAGUCCACCAAGGAAGCCAUACAAGCGUCUCCUAAGGAAAUCUUCAACUGGUACCUGUUCUUCUGUACCGCAGUAUGGAGUUUCUCCGGUGUAGCUAAAGGUUUUGACGAAGGAAACAUUGCAUCUGUUGUGGUGAUGACUAGCUUCAAAAAGAGAUUUCAUGUUGACCAUGAAUCCGAAAAGGACUAUGCAAAUACAAAAGGAUGGCUGGUAUCUAUCGCGACCGCUGGCGCCGUGUUUGGCUGUCUGGCUUGUAUCAAAUUGGGCCAGUGGCUCGGACGCAAACGGACAAUGCUCAUCUUUACGAUCGUUUAUAUCGCGGGCGUGUUUGGACAGACAUUCUGUGGCGGAAGCUUGGGCGGCAUGUAUGCUAGCCGCUUCAUCACGGGGAUCGGUAUUGGAACGACGACGGUUAUCCCUUCAGUCUAUAUCACCGAAAUUGCGCCACGAAGUAUCCGAGGCCUUUUGACUCUCCAGUACGCUUGCUGUCAGCAGCUUGGAGUCGUCUUUGGAUUCUUCUUUAACUACGGAGUCACCAAAUAUCAUAAGGGAACACAGCUUCAGUGGCAAUUGCCGACGGGUCUCCAAUUGAUUCCUGCAGUAAUCUGGUUCAUUGGCAUCAUCUUUACACCGGAAUCUCCACGAUUCCUGCUUUCACAAAACAAACCAACAGAAGCUAUGGAAGUCCUGGUUGGCUUCAGGGGUCUUCCAGCAGAUCAUCCCUACGUGGCCGAGGAAUUCCAUGGAAUGGAGCGCCAGUUGAAUCUGGAGAUUGAGGCUGUAAGCGGAGCAAGCAGUUGGGACCUGCUGAAGGAGACCUUCACCAUUACCGAAUACAGGAGACGCUUUGUACUCAUGUUCCUUUGCCAUCUCUUCAGUCAGUGGAGUGGAGCAAAUGCCAUCACUCAAUAUUCACCCACGAUCUUCGGCUACUUGGGAAUCGCAGGCGAAGAAGCUCGCUUCCUUGCAACGGGACUUUAUGGAAUCGUCAAGUUUGUCUCCGUCCUUUUGUUCUCGGUUUUCGUCAUCGACUUCAUUGGCCGUCGGCGCUCGCUGUUAAUGGGAAUCAGUUUGCAAAUCGUCACCCUCAUUUUCAUUGGCGCAUACCUGGGUGCCACCAACAAUAUGACCACUGCGGAAAUCGAAGCAAGCGCAAGUACAACAGCAGCAAGCAAGGCAAGCAUUGUAGCCAUUUUCAUCCAUGCGGUAGCCUGGUCGAUUGGAUGGUUUUCCAUCCCAUACCUCGUCUCGGCCGAGGUAUUCCCUAUUCGAAUCCGCAACUUGAAUGUGUCGAUUCUCAUGGCUUUCCACUGGGCAUUCUACUUCGGCUGCUCUCGCGCCAUGCCCAGCUUAUUGGCUGCUACUAAGCGCUUUGGCGCGUUUGCCUUCUUUGCCGGCAUGUGCAUCGUCUCUCUCACUUACGUUUUUUUCGCCAUGCCCGAGACCGCCGGAAGAUCUUUGGAGAGUAUGGACAAGCUUUUCGAGCGCCCAUGGUAUACCGUACGUAGAGUUGCGUAUCCGACCGCCGAUGACCUAUACGAAUCUAAGCAGGCCAACCUGGGAUCAAAUGAGCUGAUUGAGGAGAAGAACGAGGAGGUUCGGAUUGAUCAGAAAAAUGUAUAG